AUCGGCGACCCAGAGUCGCGUCGCGCAGCGAGGUUAGUUUCCCUCGGUUCCUCGUCCGUUCCGGACACCCGUAGUGCGUCGACGUGUCAUGCAAAUGUGCUCGCUCGCCGGAGGUACCACGUCCAGGGAAACGUCCAGUGCACUCCGAGAACGCGUUCCUGCCCAUGAGACAUUGCCUUAGAGAGGUUCGCCUCGAAUAAUCGCACCUCGAUAUGUGGAGUCCGACGCACGUCCAAGUGACAGUUCAGAGGGCGAAAGGACUUCUCACCAAAGGGAAAAAUAAGACCAACGACUGCUUCGUGACCAUUGCACUGGGCAAGGAGAAAUACCAGACCUCGGUGAAGGAGAAGGCAUCCGAGAACGUCGAAUGGCACGAGGAGUGCGAGCUACAAAUCCCCCAACAAGGAAACACCGCCGAAGUUGUAUUGACGGCACUUCAUCGGAAUUUUUUGGGCGUAGAUGAAUUCCUCGGCACCGUCAGCAUUCCUCUCUCCAGCUUCGACGUCUACGAGAGGCCCAAGAACAGAUGGUACGUUCUCAACAGUAAACCUGGAAAGGAGAAUACGAAAGAAAGGGGUGAACUCGAGGUUAAAAUUGGGUUUAUCGUCAAAGCUGGAAGUCUUACCGAUUUGACGAGGAAAGAGAGACACAAGAGCUCGCUGGGUCAAUUGUCAACUGCAGCACAGUCAAUUGGGGGGAGCUUGUUGAGUAUUGGCAGCAUAGAGAAACGCAAGGGGUUGAAAAAACUUGCCAAAUCUAUUGGGAAUAAGGUUAAAGGCAAGAGUAAGACUAAACUCGACAAAGAAGGCCUUGAUGAGCGAGAGGAACACGACUUUCGUCCUUCGAGGCAGGAGCCUGGAGAAGCUGAUCCUGGUGUUAUCAGUGAAGACGAAGACGAGUUUACGUUUGAUGACUUGUCUCACAAGAGCUCGGCGUCGUCAUUAAACGCUCCUGUUAACGCUAACACUGCCAAUGGGAACUUGUCUACUACCGUGUCUUCAAAUUCUACCAACGUUGUUACGACUGGGGAAUCACAAAGUCCACCUCCAUUGCCAGCAAGUGCUGCACCAAAUAAGCCUCCUCGUUUUACGUUAACGUCUUCGAAUCUGUCGAGUUCGAAAGCCGAAAAUCAUAAAGAAGACGAAUGGGGUCGCAAGUUGUAUGGGAAACAGGGCAACAAUACGCUGCGGAGGUGGGAAGAGAAACAAAAACCUAGGAUUAUUGUCGACGAACCCAAAGAGGAAAGAGAUGGAUCGCCGUCUCCUGCACAGACACCAACGUCUAAGAACCGGGAACCUUCGGAACCUCCUAGUCCUGCUCCUCGAGAAAUUAUUCACCUGAAAAACAACAAGGAUGAAAAGUUGACUCCGAAGGAGAAAAACGUAAAGGAGGACAAGUUAAGUCGAAGUCCAAAGGAGGAGAAACAAACGAAAAAGGAUAAGAAGAAAGAGAAGGAGCAAAAGAUCAAGGACACGGGUGAUGAUCGCCAUCUAUCUUCGGAAAGAAUUAUUAUUGGUGGGGAAGACGCCGUAAGAAAUGCCAAUAAUACCAAGAGUCGACUUCCUCACGAACUACUAGCCCAAUUCGACGGAAAGUCCAGAGAGGACCUUAUCGAGAUGGCGAUACGACUUCAGGCAGAAGUAGCCGAUAAGAAAAAACGAUUACUCGAUAUGGAGGAGUACAUAGACGAAUUGUUGUUACGGGUGAUCGAAGCGUCACCGCGAUUGUUGCAAAAUCCUUACGAUACGCAAAUGCGAGUACCCUCGCCAGGGCAAUAGUCUUCUUUGAGCUUCUUCCGUCUUCAUUCGAAUAAUUCUCAAGACUUGUAAUUUAUUUCCUAAACGAGUUUUCCCAGUCCAUUUUCUCGUUUUAAUUACAAUUCUGUGCCACAAUCAAAAUCUGCCAAUAUGAUUCCUCGGUAUUGAACAACGCUCGAGAAAUCGUGAAUCUGAAACCUCUGCUAAAAAAAGUUGCUCUAAUUAUUCUUAGGAAGUAAUUGGUUUCUUUGAGUGAACACAAAGUCGUGCGUAUUACCCUUGCUUGAUUAUAAUGUUUACAUUGACAUUGAUUGCAUAUCAAUCAGCAGAGAAAAUACAAGAUGGAGGUUGACCUGUCUUCCCGCAGACGCUCGGAUAGCUCUAAAAAGUCGAUGAAGCCUUUUUGGCUUCGAAGAGACUUGUUUGUUUCCGUCCAAUCUUCCAUUGCGGAAAGGAUUCGUAGUUUCAGAACAAACGUCGAAGAAUAAACCCUAUGUGCCUUGCUCAUCACAUAUGUGCACGUUGUUUAUAUUCGGAUUCUAUUAUAGACGAUGCACUAAUGUAGAUCUAAUGUUUUUAACCAAUUUUCUGUUACGAUUGAAAUUUUAAUAAUUAGAAAAUAUCGCAACAUAAAAGGAAAGAAAAUUUAGUAGGGAAAAUAUUUUAUCGAGUGUACCUUGGGUAGUGUCUUCCAGUAAAUGAAACUGCUAAUAUUUUGUACACACAAAAUAUAACAAAACUGUCUCGUUACGAACUGAAUACAGUAAAUUUCUGUUAAUUUUAUUAUAAACGUGAGUAUUAAUAUAAUUGGUCGCAAAGAAACAUUCGAUCCAUUUUAAUGUAUAGUUUGUAAAGUAUAUUUAUAAGUUACAUGUUGUUACUUUUAAUCGUUCAUUGUCGUGGAGUAUAUUUAAUAUAAACUAUUUAAUACUGAA
Orussus abietinus is the source of this 2692-nucleotide messenger RNA. It is a transcript of the gene Rip11, whose product is annotated as rab11 family-interacting protein 5. The transcript has 7 exons. The record is from RefSeq and is a predicted model, not a curated record. Gene Ontology annotation, biological process: regulated exocytosis. Bases 213 to 1778 code for a protein of 521 amino acids. Gene Ontology annotation, molecular function: small GTPase binding. Gene Ontology annotation, cellular component: intracellular membrane-bounded organelle. NCBI's taxonomy places the organism in Eukaryota, Metazoa, Arthropoda, Insecta, Hymenoptera, Orussidae.